UCUCCUCGUCAUGGCGGCCCUCAGCAAGUCCAUCCCUCAUAACUGCUACGAGAUCGGCCACACUUGGCACCCUUCCUGCCGGGUCUCCUUCCUGCAGGUCACUUGGGGCGCCCUGGAGGAGUCCCUGAAGAUCUAUGCCCCCCUGUACUUGAUUGCAGCAAUUCUCCGGAAACGAAAAUUAGACUAUUAUUUGUACAAACUACUCCCUGAGAUCCUACAAUCCGCUUCAUUUCUGACUGCUAAUGGGGCCUUGUAUAUUACUUUCUUCUGCACUUUAAGGAAGAUACUUGGAAAAUUCUACUCAUGGACUCCUGGCUUUGGUGCCGCUUUACCAGCAUCUUAUAUGGCCAUUCUAAUUGAAAGAAAAAGCAGGAGAGGGCUGCUCACAAUUUAUAUGGCCAACUUGGCUACAGAAACACUAUUUAGAAUGGGUGUGGCAAGAGGAGCCAUCACAACAUUAAGAAAUGGAGAAGUCUUUUUGUUCUGCAUAACAGCAGCCAUGUACAUGUUCUUUUUCAGGUGCAAAGAUGGUUUGAAAGGAUUUACAUUUUCUGCACUUAGGUUCAUUGUAGGCAAGGAAGAAAUUCCCACACAUUCUUAUUCACCAGAGGCAGCAUAUGCAAAAGUGGAACAAAAGAGAGAGAAACACGAGGAAAAACCAAGAAGAAUGCAUAUAAUUUCUCUAGUUAGGAAACUUGUGAAUUUAAUAUGCAAGCAUGGACCAAGGCAUAGAUGUUGCAAACACUAUGAAGAUAAUUGUAUCUCUUAUUGCAUUAAAGGUUUCAUCAGAAUGUUUAGCGUGGGAUACUUGAUCCAGUGCUGCCUAAUCCCCUCUGCAUUUAGGCAUCUGUUUACAAAGCCAUCCCGGCUACUUUCUCUCUUCUACAAUAAAGAAAACUUCCAGCUUGGAGCUUUUCUUGGUUCUUUUGUUAGUAUAUACAAGGGUACUAGUUGCUUUCUGCGUUGGAUCAGAAACCUGGAUGAUGAACUACAUGCUAUUAUAGCUGGAUUUUUGGCGGGUAUAUCAAUGAUGUUUUAUAAAAGCACAACAAUUUCCAUGUAUUUAGCUUCCAAACUGGUAGAGACAAUGUAUUUCAAAGGCAUUGAAGCAGGGAAGGUUCCCUAUUUUCCUCAUGCAGAUACUAUUAUGUAUUCCAUCUCUACAGCAAUUUGUUUCCAGGCAGCUGAUGAAGUUCAGACCUUGCGACCGUCUUACUGGAAGUUCCUUUUAAGGCUCACCAAGGGCAGAUUUGCUGUCAUGAAUCGAAAAGCCCUGGAUGUUUUUGGUAGUGCAUCUAAACACUUUCAGGGUUUCGUCCCCAGAUUGGAUCCAGGAUAUACAGUUGUAAAACCGGAGUUACCGAUAGAGUUUUCAUGAAGAUGGCUAUAAUUUAUUAAUGUGACUAUAUUUCAUCAUUAUAUCCUGAAGAGUUAAUUAUGUUGAAUACAAAGAAGGGGGCCCAGCUCGAACUUCAGUGUUAUUUCAAUGAGAGAGCUUUUUUGUUUUGUUUUGUUUUUCUUACCAAUCAGAAAUACAGAAGCUUUUUAGGAAGGUGUUGCUUAAUAAUUAAGCUUCCUCUGUAGCCAGAAUCUGAUUCUGGAUCACUG
Messenger RNA from Marmota flaviventris (yellow-bellied marmot), 1608 nucleotides. NCBI's taxonomy places the organism in Eukaryota, Metazoa, Chordata, Mammalia, Rodentia, Sciuridae. The record is from RefSeq and is a predicted model, not a curated record.